Aphanomyces invadans is the source of this 1409-nucleotide messenger RNA. RefSeq lists its product as hypothetical. The transcript has 5 exons. Gene Ontology annotation, molecular function: trans-2-enoyl-CoA reductase (NADPH) activity. Gene Ontology annotation, cellular component: peroxisome. The record is from RefSeq and is a predicted model, not a curated record. Gene Ontology annotation, biological process: phytol metabolic process. Lineage: Eukaryota; Oomycota; Saprolegniomycetes; Saprolegniales; Verrucalvaceae. The coding region runs from base 617 to 1330 and encodes 237 amino acids.
CUCCGGUUGACGUUUCCAACGUCACCAGGGGGGCGCGAAGCGGGCGUGUAGCUACCGCGUACCGCCGGCGGCGGUCGCAUCAAGCACAAGGUGUUUGUCACCGGGGGACCAAGCUCGAUCCGCUUGGAGCACGUGUGUAAUCCAGCUACAACACCAACUCACAUCCCCCUCGUCACGGGAGCAGUGGCUACAAACAAGGGAGGCAACUCAUGCCGACGUAUACAAUACGUUUGCUGGGUCAAAUCUUGGGCCAUAGCAUCCUUGCGCGACUGAAGCAGGUCCUUGGGGAAGGUUGUCAUGCCACGGGCAACAACCAUCCCCCCUCAACUCGAUCAAACUCGUUGUUGGUAUGUGAUUGGCUAAAAUAUGUACAAUUUCUAGAUAUCAGCCAGUGAGUCCAUUUGAUCAUGACGAUCCGCGGCGCCACGACCGUGUUCCGCGAUGGCGUGUUCGACGGGAGAGUGGUGAGCGCAGAUGGGGAAGGCUCGUUCUCGCUACGGCUAACGCUGUCGUGCAGGCUGUAGUCACAGGAGGCGGUACGGGCAUUGGAAAAACCAUUGCGCAUGAACUGUGCCUCCUUGGGUGCUCCGUGGUGCUAGCGUCACGAACACUGGAGAUGUUGGUGGCGGCAGCGGACGAGAUCAAGGCGCAGUUGCCGACUAAACACUCGUCACGGUCGAACGUUGUCGUGCCCAUUGCUUGCGACGUCCGCGACGAAGGUCAAGUCAAACGGCUCUUCGAACGAGUCAUGAGCGUCUUCCACCGAGUCGACUACGUCGUGAACAAUGCCGGUGGCCAAUUUGUGUCUCCAUUUGAAAACUUGUCCCUGAAUGGAUGGAACGCGGUGCAUCGCCUAAACAGCACUGGCACAUUCCUCGUGACAAAGUACGCAUUUGAAGCGUAUUUGAAAGACCAUGGAGGCGCGAUCGUCAACGUCCUGGUCGCGAUGGACAAGGGAUUUCCGUACGCCAGCCACAGCGGCGCCUCUCGCGCAGCCGUCGAAAACUUGACCAAGUCCCUCGCGUACGAAUGGGCGAGCCGCGGCAUCCGCGUCAACGCGGUGACUCCGGGCACGAUUGAAAGCUCGGGGCUCAAGAACUACGGUCCCGUCGCGCAACAAGUGUGCGAAUCGUACUCGGCGAACACACCAGCCCGUCGCCUGGGUACUGUCGAAGAAGUGUCGGCUGCCGUUGUGUUCCUCCUGUCGCCCGCAGCCGCCUACACGACCGGAACGAAUGCCCUCGUGGACGGUGGGUGGAACCUAGCAGGCGCCCUGGUCCCGCUCCCACAGCACAUCCGGUACCCCGUGUACGGGGCGAGUAAGUUGUAAGCAUCGAAUAACCUGCUUGGACGCCGUGUGUGCGGAAGGAGCGGUGCCUAUUUGCAACGAAUGGCAACCAAUGCAUGGC